Pollicipes pollicipes is the source of this 3560-nucleotide messenger RNA. Its product is annotated as NAD(P) transhydrogenase, mitochondrial. Gene Ontology annotation, cellular component: mitochondrial inner membrane. The transcript has 21 exons. The coding region runs from base 77 to 3286 and encodes 1069 amino acids. Gene Ontology annotation, biological process: proton transmembrane transport; NADPH regeneration. Gene Ontology annotation, molecular function: NADP binding. The record is from RefSeq and is a predicted model, not a curated record. Lineage: Eukaryota; Metazoa; Arthropoda; Thecostraca; Pollicipedomorpha; Pollicipedidae.
CACAUUCGUCCGAGAACUUGGAGGGGAGGAGGCGGUCGCUGGUACAGGGUUGUCCAUACCCGCGCGGCCGGCCGCCAUGUCGACAGUGCUGCGGCUGUCGGUGUCCACGCUGGGCCUGGGCCGGCGGCGGCCGGGCGCCGCCCAGCUGGUCUGCGCUGUGCGUGGGCUCCGCUCUCACGGGCCGCUCCGCUGCAAGGCGCCAGAGCCGGCGCCGCAGGGCGUGCCCUACGGUCGUCUCAGCAUCGGCGUGCCCAAGGAGAUCUGGAAGAAUGAGCGGAGGGUGGCGAUGUCCCCGGCCGCUACGGCCGUGCUCACCAAGAAGGGCUUUACUGUGCACGUUGAGGAGAACGCCGGAAACGAGGCGUCCUUCACCAACGACGCGUUCGCCGAGGCGGGCGCCAAGAUCGUCGACAAGGCAACUGCUUAUAACUCGGACAUUUUGUUCAAGAUCCGGCAGCCGAUUAUUGAGGAGGUGCCGAGCUUCCGCGACGGCGGCACUCUGUACUCCUUUAUCUACCCGGCGCAGAACAAGGAGGUGCUGGACAAGCUGGCCGACAAGAAGAUGACAGUAUUCGCCAUGGACUGCGUGCCCCGGAUCAGCCGGGCGCAGGUAUUCGACGCGCUGAGCUCGAUGGCCAACAUCGCCGGCUACCGGGCGGUUGUGGAGGCGGCGCAGCACUUCCCGCGCUUCUUCACCGGCCAGAUCACCGCCGCCGGCAAGGUGCCCCCGGCCAAGGUGCUAGUGAUCGGCGGUGGCGUGGCCGGCCUCUCCGCCGUCGGCACGGCCAAGAACCUGGGCGCCAUCGUGCGCGCCUUUGACACGCGCGCCGCCGUCAAGGAGCAAGUGGAGAGCUUCGGCGCAGAGUUCCUCACCGUCGACGUCGAGGAAUCUGGCGAAGGCGGCGGAGGCUACGCAAAGGAGAUGUCGCAGGAGUUCAUCGACGCUGAGAUGGCGCUGUUCGCCAAACAAUGCAAGGAGAUCGACAUUCUCAUCUCUACCGCCCUCAUCCCUGGCAAGAAGGCCCCAGUCCUCAUCAAGAAGGAGCACAUCGAGUCGAUGAAACCCGGCUCGGUGGUGGUGGACCUGGCGGCAGAGGCCGGCGGCAACAUCGAGACCACGCGGCCCGGCCAGAUCUACACUCACCACGACGUGGUGCACGUCGGCCUCACCGAUUUCCCCUCACGGCUGCCGGCGCAGAGCUCCACGCUCUACGCCAACAACAUCUCCAAGCUGCUGCUCUCCAUGGGCGAGAAGGACCACUACCAUCUGGAUUUCAACGACGAGGUGGUGCGCGGCUCGAUCGUGCUGAACAAGGGCGAGCUGAUGUGGCCGCCACCGCCGCCGCCCGAGCCGUCGCCAACUGCCGCCGCCGCUGUCGGCCCGGCCAAGCCCGUGGCCGUAGAGCCGGCCGCGCCGCCCAACUACUUCAUGAUCACCAUGAAGGACGCGCUCAUGUACACGGGAGGUCUGGGCGGUCUGCUGGCGCUUGGCGUGGCCUCUCCGGGCCCGGCCUUCACCACUAUGGCCACGACGUUCUCGCUGGCCGGCAUCGUGGGUUACCACACGGUGUGGUCGGUGACGCCGGCGCUACACUCCCCGCUCAUGUCCGUCACCAACGCAAUCUCCGGCAUCACGGCCGUCGGCGGCAUGCUGCUGAUGAACGGACAGUACUACCCGACCAACUCCAUCGAGGCGUUGGGUGCAACUGCGGCCUUUAUAUCAUUUAUCAACAUCUUCGGAGGAUUCGUAGUUACACAGCGUAUGCUUGACAUGUUCAAACGACCGACCGACCCGCCCGAGUACAACUACCUGUACGUACUGCCGGCGGCCGGCUUCCUGGGCGGCUACGGCGCCGCCGUCAGCCAGGGCUACCCAGAGAUCCACCAGAUGGCCUACCUGGCCGCCUCGCUCUGCUGUGUAGGCGCGCUCGGCGGCCUCAGCAACCAGUCGACGGCGCGCAUUGGCAACACGCUCGGAAUGAUCGGCGUGUCGGGCGGUAUCGCGGCCACGCUGGGCAUUCUGCAGCCGUCGCUGCCAGUGCUGGCUCAGAUGGCGGCGUGCGGCGCCGGCGGCGGUGCCCUCGGACUCACCAUCGCCAAGCGGAUCGAGAUCACCGACUUGCCGCAGCUGGUGGCCGCCUUCCACAGUCUGGUGGGCAUGGCGGCCGUGCUGACGUGCGUCGCCACCUACCUGCACGACUUCCCCAACUUCGCCACCGACCCGGCCGCCAACGUCGUCAAGACGGCCCUCUUCCUCGGCACGUACAUCGGUGGCGUCACCUUCACAGGCUCGCUGGUGGCCUAUGGCAAGCUGCAGGGCCUGCUAAACUCGGCGCCUCUGCUGCUGCCCGGCCGGCACGCUCUCAACGCCGGGCUGCUCGCGGCCAACGUCGGCGCCAUGGGCCUGUUCUUCUACGAGCCGUCGCUGGGCACGGGUCUGGCUUGCCUAGGCAGCACGGCGGCGCUCAGCGGCGUCAUGGGCGUCACGCUGACGGCUGCUAUCGGAGGAGCCGACAUGCCCGUGGUCAUCACCGUGCUCAACUCGUAUUCGGGCUGGGCGCUCUGCGCGGAGGGCUUCAUGCUGAACAACAACCUGAUGACGGUGGUGGGCGCGCUGAUCGGCAGCUCUGGCGCCAUCCUCUCCUACAUCAUGUGUAAAGCGAUGAACCGCUCCCUGCCGAAUGUGAUCCUGGGCGGCUUCGGCACCUCGUCGACAGGCACCGGCAAGCCGAUGGAGAUCACGGGCACGCACACGGAGGUGUCCGUUGAGCAGACUGUCGACUUGAUCGCCAACGCCCGCAACAUCAUCAUUACUCCAGGUUACGGUCUUUGCGUGGCUAAGGCCCAGUACCCGAUUGCCGAGAUGGUGUCACUCCUGCAGAAGAAGGGCAAGAACGUGCGGUUCGGCAUUCACCCGGUCGCAGGCCGGAUGCCGGGUCAGCUGAACGUGCUGCUGGCCGAGGCCGGGGUGCCCUACGACCAGGUGCUGGAGAUGGACGAGAUCAACGACGACUUCCCCGAGACGGACCUGACGCUCGUCAUCGGCGCCAACGACACCGUCAACUCGGCCGCUGAGGACGACCCCAACUCCAUCAUCGCCGGCAUGCCGGUGCUACGCGUCUGGAAGUCGGACCAGGUUGUGGUCAUGAAGCGGUCGCUGGGCGUAGGUUACGCGGCGGUGGACAACCCAAUCUUCUACAACCCCAACACCUCGAUGCUGCUAGGAGAUGCCAAGAAGACCUGCGACUCGCUGGUCAGCAAGCUUAAGGAUCACUACGAGUCUUAGGCCCUGUUCCGUGGAUGAAUGACGUCCGCGUUUUACAAAUGCCAAGCCAUGGUCAUCCCGGAAUUCGUUGCAGCAUGCCGUUAGUUUUCCUGUAGGACUGAAAAGAACACUGCGCGCUCACCAUCGUAUGCAUAGCUGGCGCAUCAGCUAGUGCGAUGUUGUGUUUGCAUACGCUGUCGGCCAUUUUGUUGUCUGUGGUGUCUGGAGGAUGAGGCAGGUGUUUUCGGUGGGGCUAACCUUGUUGCAUUGUAAAUAAAGGCUGACAGGAUGUGCA